Molecule: messenger RNA, 1691 nt
Organism: Brachypodium distachyon (stiff brome)
Lineage: Eukaryota; Viridiplantae; Streptophyta; Magnoliopsida; Poales; Poaceae
Product: ubiquitin receptor RAD23d
Exons: 12
Coding region: 144-1385 (413 amino acids)
Biological process (GO): proteasome-mediated ubiquitin-dependent protein catabolic process; nucleotide-excision repair
Cellular component (GO): cytosol; nucleoplasm
Molecular function (GO): polyubiquitin modification-dependent protein binding; damaged DNA binding; proteasome binding
Source: RefSeq, a predicted model, not a curated record
UCCCCUCGUGCGGCCGCGUCGUCCUCCCCACUGGAGGCGAAGUCAAGGUGAAAACCCUCAAGGCGAAGCAAGACUCAGAUAGGGAUAGCGCGAGUUUGUUGUAGAGAGAGAAGUUUGAGCAAGAGGGUGGAGGAGAAGUCACGAUGAAGCUGUUCGUGAAGACCCUCAAGGGCACGAACUUCGAGAUCGAGGCUAGCCCCGAGGCGUCGGUGGCUGAGGUCAAGAGAAUCAUUGAAGGUGCUCAGGGGCAGAAUGUGUACCCUGCGGAUCAGCAGAUGCUCAUACAUCAAGGCAAAAUUCUCAAGGAUGAUACCACUUUGGAAGGCAACAACGUUGCUGAGAACAGCUUCCUUGUUAUAAUGCUGUCUAAGGCUAAGGCAUCACCGAGUGGUCCUUCUACUGCUUCAAAGGCCCCUACUAUCCAGGCUCAACCUGCUACUCCAGUGGCUGCUGCUACUCCGUCUGGCCCUGCUACCCCAGUUGCAAGAACACCACCUUCAACAGCACCUGUUUCUGCAUCUGAACUGGCCCCACCCAGUGCACAGCCUCCAGCUGGUUCUGAUAUUCCAGCUGCUGCAGUAACUGCAUCAGGUGACGCUGAUGUUUACAGUCAGGCUGCAUCAAACCUUGUCUCAGGCGGCAGCCUAGAACAGACAGUCCAACAUAUUCUUGACAUGGGUGGUGGCACCUGGGAACGUGAUAUGGUUGUCCGUGCUUUACGUGCUGCAUAUAACAACCCUGAGAGAGCUAUUGACUAUCUAUAUUCUGGAAUACCUGAGAAUGUAGAGGCUCCACCUGUGGCUCGAGCACCUGCUCCAGUUCAACAGGCAACAAACCCGCAAGCUCUCUCUCAGGCUGCACCCGUGCCACCAGUGCAGCCAUCGGGUGUCGCCUCCGCAGGGCCUAAUGCAAAUCCUCUUAACCUUUUCCCUCAGGGUGUUCCAACUGGUGGGUCCAAUCCUGGUGCUGGUGUGGGUGCGGGCGCCGGUGCCCUUGAUGCACUGCGAGCGCUUCCGCAGUUCCAGGCACUGCUUGCAUUGGUCCAGGCUAAUCCUCAAAUCUUACAGCCAAUGCUUCAAGAGCUAGGGAAACAAAAUCCGCAGAUCCUGCGGUUGAUUCAGGAAAAUCAGGCUGAGUUCCUCCGCUUGGUGAAUGAAACACCUGAGAGUGGUGCUGCCGGAAAUAUACUAGGCCAACUAGCAGCUGCAAUGCCACAGGCGGCUGUGACCGUUACCCCUGAAGAACGGGAGUCCAUCCAGCGGCUUGAGGCCAUGGGAUUCAACCGUGAGCUUGUGUUGGAGGUCUUCUUUGCUUGCAACAGGGAUGAAGAGCUGGCUGCCAACUACCUUUUGGAUCAUGGCCAUGAGUAUGAGGAUCAACAAUAGAUGUUAGAUUGGUGUUACCAAAGAAAAAGCGAGGCAGAGGCCGUGCAGUUCAUUGUCAAUCUUAUUUCUUCCUGCUCAGUAGUACCGCCGAUACUUGCCGUUUCUGCAAUGCUUCUGACUGUUUUAAUUUCUAAGUACAUAUUAAUAUUGUCAAAAGGGAAAUGUGCUCCAUCCGUUUUGUCAACUCUUAUCUCUUAAACUGGUAAUCUGUUGCGCAGGAAGAUAUUUCUCUCUUUCCUUGAACCUGUAGGCCUUUGAUAUGAUCAGAUGUGCCUAUAUUUCAAUUCAUGGUGACUCAUUGCUGAA